AUUUAGGUUGAAUCGUCUUUUCAAUGGUUCCCCUCGGCUCUUCUGUGAAGUUCGUUUAUAUGGUUGCUUACGGUAAAAGGGGCAGGAUCAAGCUCACAUGUGCUGUCGGACAUAAUUGCCAUGGCCGCGGAAUCUACCCCUGACUGAGCGCUGGUGGAGCAGACUGGAGCAGGGAUUGCCAAAGUUGUGUCUGGGGUGAAAGUGGAGCUCUGGAGUUUCUUUCAAGAUCAUUUUAUUGCAGCGAGAAAGGCAGUCCAGGAAAGUUCUCCAUGAAUGUACGUCACAAUGAUGAUGACAGACCAGAUUCCGCUGGACCUGCCACCACCACUAUUGAACGGGGAGGUGACCAUGAUGCCGCACAUGAUUAAUGUUAAUGGGGAUGGAUCACAACAGGUGAUCUUCGUGCAAGUCAACCCUGGAGAGACCUUCACUAUCAGAGCAGAGGAUGGAUCCCUGCAAUGCAUUCAAGGGCCCGCAGAGGUUCCGAUGAUGUCACCCAAUGGAUCCAUCCCACCCAUCCAUGUGCCUCCCGGCUACAUCUCCCAGGUGUUGGAGGACAACACAGGGGUCCGGAGAGUGGUGGUCACCCCUCAGUCUCCAGAAUGUUAUCCUCCCAGCUAUUCCCCAGCCAUCUCUCCAACUCAUCACUUACCUCCGUACAUGGCCCCACCACCCUUUAUUCCCAACUCACACACGGCCUUCUACCCACCCGUCAGCCCUGGGGACAUCCCCCCCCACCAGUACUACCAGCAUCAUAUCCCACCCAUGUACAAUGAAGAGAUAAUUCCUGUGUAUGGGAUGAACUACAUUGGGCGAGAUGAGCAGUACAAACCACCACCAAAGAAGAUGAAGGACAGACUGGAGCGUCAGAAUCGGCUCAACAGCCCUCCCUCCAUCUAUAAGAGCAACAUGGCAUGCACCAAUAUGUACAAUGGCUAUGGCAAGGUCCACGGAAAUCUUGGUGGUGGCGGAGGAGGAAGAAGCAGUCCUGGAGCUAAAAAAAACGCCCGUGGAGCUCGGAGUAGCCCCAGGUCCAGUGAGCCAGACUUACAAGAUCACGAUUCAGAAGCAAAGAGAGUUCAGGAUGUUCUCUCGGGAAUGGAAAAACCACAGGUUUUUAAUAUCCAGGCCCGGACAGCGCGACUGACCUGGGCUCCACCAGCAGGCCUCCAGAACAGAGACGGGCACAGUAACGGACACCCGUUAACCUGCAGCUACGAGGUCACUCUCUCAGACAAGGGUCGUAACGGCCAGUACUGCGUCAUCUAUAGUGGAGAGGAGUUGGAAUGCAAUUUAAAAGAUCUCAGACCAGCAACAGACUACCAUGUAAGAGUGAACGCAGUGUGCAAUUCUGUGAAGGGUUUGUGCUCUGAGGUGGGGGCUUUCACCACCCACAGCAGUACCCCAGACUGCCCGCUGCCCCCUAAACUAUCCCACCGCACAAAGAGCACGCUCACCCUGCAGUGGAAGGCACCAGUCGAUAAUGGAUCAAAAAUCACCAGUUACCUUUUAGAGUGGGAUGAGGGCAAAAAGAACAACCUUUUCAGAGAAUGUUACUUCGGAAGCCAAAGGCACUACAAACUCACUCAUCUGUGUCCAGCCAUGGCCUUCACGUUUCGAGUGGCAGCACGCAACGACAUAGGAAUGAGUGGCUUUAGUCCUGAGGUGGUCUUCUACACGACUGGAAGUCUGCCCCACCUGCCCCACGCUCCUCGGCUAGUGCGCGCUGGCAUCACAUGGAUCACGCUGGAGUGGAGCCGACCAGAUGGCUGCACCGCAGAGGAACCCGUCACAUACACGCUGGAGAUCCAGGAGGAGAACAUUGGAACAGAGUUUCACCCAAAGUACACUGGAGAAAACUUGACAUGUACUGUAGAGGGCCUGAAAAGAAGCACGCAGUAUAAAUUCAGGCUCAUAGCCUCGAACUUGGAGGGCAGGAGCAGUCCCAGUGAGGUGCUGGUGUGUAAUACCAGUCCAGACAAACCUGGACCCCCCUCCAGACCCUGCAUCAAGGGCCCUAUCAGACCCUACAGCUUCAGUGUCAAAUGGGAUCCUCCACAAGACAACGGAGGUUCAGAAAUCUUGAAAUACCUCUUAGAGAUUUCAGAAGGAAAUUCUGAUGCAAAUCAGUGGGACAUUGCCUACAGUGGGCCUGCCACAGAGUGUGAGUGUGAGGACUUGAAACCUGGCACGUUGUACAGACUGCGCACCUGCAGCAUCAGCACGGGCGGCCACAGCCAGUGCUCUGAGAGCCUGCCUCUGCGUACGCUAUCUGUUGCUCCAGGACUUUGCCAGCCUCCCAGAAUUGUGGGUAAAGCUAAACACAAAGAAGUGCACUUACAAUGGGACUGUCCCUCCUCUGAGGGGGCAUGUGAGGUGAGUGAGUACAGUUUGGAAAUGAGGGAGGGAGAGUCUGAGCCUGCCGAGGUCUAUCACGGCUCUGAUCUUGAGUGCACUGUGGGCAGUCUGCUCCCCGGCGCCACCUACAGCUUCCGCCUACGUGCUGCCAAUGAGGCAGGGUAUGGGCAAUAUUCUGAACCAACAGAAAUAACAACCGCAGCUGGUCCUCCUAGCCAGUGUGCAGCACCAUCCCUCACCUUAAUGUCCAAUACCUGUGUGCUGGUCAGCUGGGAGAGUCCAGAGAGCUCAGGGGCCGACAUCUCCGAGUACCGUCUGGAGUGGGGCCGAGGGGAAGAGCCCAUGGAGCUGAUCUACUGCGGCCCUGACACGCAGUGUGAGAUCUCAGACCUGACACCUGCUAUUCAUUACUACUGCAGACUACAGGCGGCGAAUCAGGCAGGUGCAGGACCAUGCAGUGAUCAUGUGUGCUGUCAGACCCCCGCCACCGCACCUGACCCGGUCUCAGUGUUGUGUGUACUUGAGCAUGACCCCACAGAAAGUGGCGUCUACACACCUUCCACUUGCCUGGCUUUGAAAUGGGACGAGCCCUGCAACAAUGGAGCGGAGAUCACAUGCUACACUCUUAAACUGGGAGAACAGCUCAUCAGCCUGGGCACCAGCACCUGCUAUGUGCUACAGAACCUACAGCCUGACAGUGAAUACAGUCUGCAGAUUCAGGCAGUGAAUGAGAUUGGUGCCGGUCCCCUCUGCCCUCCCCUGCUGGCCCGCACCAGGCCGCUGCCCCCUGUCCCGCCCCGGCUAGAGUGCACUGCCGCUGGACCCCAGAGCCUCAAACUCAAGUGGGGAGACAGCAGCAAUGCCAAGAGCCUGCUUGGAGAAGAGAUGGUCUUCAACUUGCAGAUGGAGGACAAGAACAGAAGGUUUGUCACAAUCUACAGAGGCCCAAGCCACACAUAUAAGGUACAGAGACUAAAUGAGUCGAGCAGCUACUGUCUCAGGAUUCAAGCUGUGAGCGAGGCAGGAGAGGGCCUUUUCUCUGAAGUACACGCCUUCCAUACGACCAAGUCUGUUCCUCCUGCUCUCAAGGCUCCUAAAGUGGUACAGAUGGAAGGGAAUGUGUGUGAGUUGAGCUGGGAGAGCAUUCCACCAAUGAGAGGAGACCCCAUCUUCUACAUCCUACAGGUGCUGGUGGGCCGAGAGUCUGAUUACAAACAGUUAUAUAAGGGAGAAAACGCAACCUUCCAGAUGUCUGGCCUGCAGAACAACACAGACUAUCGCUUCCGUGUGUACGUGUGUCGCCGGUGUCAGGACAGCACGCAGGAGCUGUGCGGCCCACUCAGCCCAUCCUCGCUCUUCACCCUGCGGCGUACGGAGCUCGCACUACCCGGAGAGCUCAACUCUGCCGAGACCCUGAAGCCCAGCGGCAUGUUCGCCACAGAUGAACGCUUCGCGGCGGUCUUAGUCGGGGCUUUCGCGGCCCUGUCUUUCCUCAUCGCUUUUGUGGUGGAAUACUUCUUCAUGAAGUGAAGAUCGAAAGGAACUCAGAAACAGCAGCCAGCCAAGGAAAAAAACGUUUCGAGAAACACGAACACUUAAAGUAUACAUCCGACGCGAUGUACUGUAGGCUGAGUAGGUUAUGCAGGCUCUCUUCUUGUCUUUCAUCCUCUUUUCUCUCGCUCUCUGAUGCCUUCCAGCCUGCCUGUGCAUCGCUGUGUCGCUCACUCUUUUACAGCGUGGGGAUUUUGCUCUGAACUCCUGGGGGAAGCAAAACCACAUCAUCAAGCCUUACGAAGAGUUGCGCGACGACCUGUUUUUGCAUGCUUCGUUUUUUGUAUCCCUUUAAGUGUAACGUUACGUAUAUGUUGGGAGAAAAAUUUAUUGGUAUUUUCUCCGCAUUCAUGGCCUUACAUUGUUUAUCCAAGUGUGCUCCACAGCAUUUGUUUCACAGCCAUAUAUACGAGUUGUUGGAAUAGCUUUAUCAUGAUGUAAUACCCACGAUCAGUGCCGUUUUUUUUUAUACAUAAUCACGUGAUGUUCACAGUUUGUACGUCACAGUACGCAUCACCACCAUCCUUCUCAGAAACAUGAAAUACUGUUACCGUAGUAAGGCUGUUGUAAAGCCCCCUGCAUUUAAGCUGCCAAAGCAAGUUGCUAUCCAAGUGUGGUUUAAGUGAUGCUGCUAUUGUGUGUUUAUUUUUCCUACGAACGGAAUCAGUUAUGUAAUAUAUAUAAAUAUAAAUCUAUAAGAUUCUAUUGAGCUAUUGUAAUAUAAGUAGCAAUGAGUUUGAAGUAGAUCUCUCUUUUGGAGUGUGUCAGUUCACAAUCUAUGGUGCUUGAUCUGUGGUCAGUAGUGGUGGCGGACGAGGGUGAGGGAAGUUAGACGUGCCACGCGUUCGGUAACAACGCCCUUUGCCACCACACACCCUCUUUCUCUGGCCAUCUAGUCCUGAGGUGCAGUGACACAGGGCUACUUCCUCGCCUUCCUGCCCCCCGAAUGACUUUGGCUAGACUAACGUCGCCCUCUCAGACUGACUUUGGGCUCUGUGUGGUUUCUGUAGAUCCAGGGACCAGCUGAUGGCUGGAGUCACAAUAGCCAGUGCGUAACUGUGAAACCGAAAUAGCCUGUUUCGUCACUCUGUGAAUGGCGUUGGUCCUCGGGACUUCGCCCGUCGUGUUCUGUCUGCGGCCCUUACGUGUCAACGCGUUGAAUGUUUCAUCAUCUUUGAACCCGUGAAAGCCAGUUGGACAUUUCUAAGGUGCUUUAUCAAGGUUAUUGUCAAAAGCAGCAGUGGAUUCCUCCACCCGCUGCGCCAUGCCAAAACAGCCUGAUGUGCUUGCAGUGCAUCUUUAGCCAAGUAAAAGGUACAAACCAGCAGUUCCCAUCGAUCCAAAGAGUUUCUCCCACCUUACACUUGCAGAACAGUUAGGGGGUGUCUAAAAAGGAGAACUACAUGGGGAAGGGUUUCUUCCCCUUUACUGACGGCCUGUAUUGUACCUCAGGGACAUGGACUUUUCAGAGGUGAAGAAGUAGAUACUAUGUUUCUGAGAGGGUGCUGCGAAAACACUAAACGUUGCCGAAUGAUUCCGUUGUAUCUGCCUCUGCAGUUUUAAAUGCAUUUAUUUGAUCUGUUUUCUCACCUAAGCUGUGCCUUGCUCCAGUUGUUCGUAAGCAAAAUAGUUUACUAGCUCAGAAUACCUUUGCCAAA
This is a messenger RNA of Sinocyclocheilus rhinocerous, 5567 nucleotides long. Its product is annotated as fibronectin type III domain-containing protein 3B-like. Gene Ontology annotation, molecular function: protein binding. NCBI's taxonomy places the organism in Eukaryota, Metazoa, Chordata, Actinopteri, Cypriniformes, Cyprinidae. The record is from RefSeq and is a predicted model, not a curated record. The transcript has 26 exons. The coding region runs from base 274 to 3888 and encodes 1204 amino acids.